This is a messenger RNA of Ochotona princeps (American pika), 933 nucleotides long. Its product is annotated as olfactory receptor 10G3. Lineage: Eukaryota; Metazoa; Chordata; Mammalia; Lagomorpha; Ochotonidae. The record is from RefSeq and is a predicted model, not a curated record. Gene Ontology annotation, biological process: G protein-coupled receptor signaling pathway. Bases 1 to 933 code for a protein of 310 amino acids. The transcript has a single exon. Gene Ontology annotation, molecular function: G protein-coupled receptor activity; olfactory receptor activity. Gene Ontology annotation, cellular component: membrane.
AUGGACAACGUCACUAACACCCUGCUAACUGAGUUCAUCCUCAUCGGCAUUCCCUACCCGCUCAGACUCAGGACAUUCCUCUUUGUGUUCUUUUUGCUCAUCUACAUCCUGACACAGUUGGGGAACCUGAUCAUCCUCAUCACUGUCUGGGCAGACCCACAGCUCCACGCCCGACCCAUGUACAUCUUUCUUGGUGUCCUCUCCAUCAUUGACAUGAGCAUCUCGUCCAUCAUCGUCCCUCGCCUCAUGAUGAACUUCACCCCAGGCAUCAAACCCAUCCCAUUCAGUGGCUGCAUCACCCAGCUUUAUUUCUAUCACUUCCUGGGCAGCUCCCAGUGCUUCCUCUACACCUUGAUGGCCUAUGACAGGUACCUGGCCAUCUGCCGGCCCCUGCACUACCCAGUGCUCAUGACUGCUCAGCGGAGCGCUUUGCUUGUAGCUGGGGUUUGGGUGGCUGGCUCCAUUCAUGGAGCUCUCCAGGCUGUACUCACCUUCCGCCUGCCCUACUGUGGGCCCAACCAAGUAGAUUACUUCUUCUGUGACAUCCCUGCAGUUCUAAGACUGGCCUGUGCUGACACCACAGUCAAUGAGCUGGUGACCUUCGUGGACAUUGGAGUGGUGGUGGCCAGUUGCUUCUCCCUGAUCCUUCUCUCCUACAUUCAGAUCAGUCGGGCCAUUCUGAGGAUCCGGACAGCUGAUGGGCGGCGUCGGGCCUUCUCAACCUGUGGAGCCCACGUAACUGUGGUCACUGUGUACUACGUGCCCUGUGCCUUUGUCUACCUGAGGCCUGAGAUUAACAACCCCCUGAGCGAGGCUGCAGCCCUGUUCCCCACCGCCAUCACGCCUUUCCUCAACCCCCUCAUCUACACGCUGCGGAACCAGGAAGUGAAGCUGGCUCUGAGGAGGAGGAUGGGCGGUUCAAGGACCAAGUGA